Camellia sinensis is the source of this 1057-nucleotide messenger RNA. The record is from RefSeq and is a predicted model, not a curated record. Lineage: Eukaryota; Viridiplantae; Streptophyta; Magnoliopsida; Ericales; Theaceae.
UUGUUUGUUUGUAUACUAGUGUGGUGCUAUUUCUUGGUUAGUCCUCAUUACAUAAAAAGUGGCUUUCUUAUUUUUGUAAAUUGGGGGCAAAUUAGUCUUUUCACAUUCAAUCCCAUGAGAUUGGAUUAGCAAUCCCAACCCUGCCAUGGGAAUGCUAAUUUCGCCCUUGAGGGGGAUUGUAGUCCCAUGGUAUUUUAUCACAACCAGACAUGAUUUUGGUGGGGCCCCUAGAUUGUUAAUCAGUCCCACCCUCUAAGAGGCCAAACAAAUGUUUCCUAAAAGGCUAGUCCCUUAAUCUGUCAAUUAAGUCUCUCUUUUAGAUUUGAUAAGCUUUCAUACAGAAACUAACUUUAGCUGCUACAUGGAGUUGCAUAUAUGUCAUUAAAUUCCUGCAGUGCACGCAUAAAAAGGAAGAAAAAAGUGGAACAGAGUCCAAGCCUAGUAGAUUAAAGAGUUUCAAGAAAUUGGCUAUAGCAUUUCUAAUAGACAGUUAUCAUACGUAAUGAUUGGUGCUCUUCUAUUGUUAAUUUGUAAGUACUAUUUAUUCCAUUUAUAAAAAAGACAUUCUCUUGAAGCUAACAUGAUCCAACAAUGGGUUCUACAAGUGCCAACCCUUUUCUUAAUAAAUUGCAUUCCUGGUUCUAUUCUCAUUAUUGUUUCAUCACAAGUCAUGCACUAGAUAUAGGUUUUUGUUCACUGCAGAAACUUUGUUGAUAAAACAUUUUUCAUCGUGUAGGUCAAGACAUUCAAACCUUAAUUAGUUGUUGUUAGGAAUGAAUCAUUGGUUGAUGAGCUCAAAGAGGCUUUGGCAGAUGUUGAAGACAAGCUUGAAUUUAUUGCUAGCGAGCAAGGUGCCAUUGAGUUAUAACCCUGUAGCUGAGUAUCUAUCUUUUAUUGACAAUGGAAACUUCUCUGUGGAUGGUGUGCUUUCUAACUUCCCAAUAACUCCAUCAGCGGCCAUAGCUUGUUUCUCUCACAGAGGCAGAAAUGUGUCAGGACAAGAAACAUGAAAUUCAAGCACAACAAGAGGAAAUUCAAGCACAAAGCAAUGUGAUAG